Molecule: messenger RNA, 905 nt
Organism: Talaromyces proteolyticus
Lineage: Eukaryota; Fungi; Ascomycota; Eurotiomycetes; Eurotiales; Trichocomaceae
Product: xyloglucanase 2
Exons: 3
Coding region: 1-711 (236 amino acids)
Biological process (GO): polysaccharide catabolic process
Molecular function (GO): cellulase activity
Source: RefSeq, a predicted model, not a curated record
AUGCUGAUCCCCAGAAUCUCAGAGUAUAAGAAGAGAGAAGAAUCUCAGUUUGCUCAACUUCUUGACUUCGUCUAUGAUAUUCUCGGUGCUGGUGCCUUUAACCUGGACAAAAACCGCUGGGGCGAGGACAAUGGAUCUGGCAGCGGGUGCAUCGGAGUGGACUCACCUUCAGGAGACAAAUUCGCUUGGCAUGCUACCUGGAGCUGGUCUGGCGGUGCUGGCAAAGUCAAGAGUUACCAGAAUGCACUGCCGACCAACUAUACCCCUGCACAACUCUGUAGUUUUCCGUCUAUCCCAUCAACUUGGGAUUGGAGCUACACGAGCAGCGACCUCAUUGCUGAUGUCGCAUAUGACAUCUUCACGGGUUCCUCCGCCACUGGAAGUGCUGAAUUCGAGAUCAUGAUCUGGCUUGCUGCCUUGGGAGGUGCAGGGCCCAUCUCCAGCUCUGGUUCUGCGAUUACAAACCCAACUAUUAGAGGAAACUCGUGGAAGCUCUUCCAGGGAACUAACGCAGCAACUACGGUCUUUAUUUUUGUGGCGGCUUCUGAAAUACAGUCGUACUACGGUGAUCUGAUUGACUUCUUCAAUUAUCUUGUUUCGCACCAGGGCUUUUCGACUAGUCAGUAUGUUCAAAGUAUCGGUGCUGGUACUGAGCCAUUCACUGGCUCAAAUGCUGUCUUUACUACGACCGCCUACACUCUUUCUAUUUGAGGUUGCUUCCAGGCCCUCUGGAGGGUGAUUCUAUCAAUGUCAACCGGUGUCUCCCGACUAAUUAAACUAUAUAUUGCGAUUAGUAGUCCUACUCUUCUUCUCGUUGCCCACUUUUUGUUAUUUUAAAAAUUGAGGAUUAAAUAUAUGAAAUAAAUUAGGUAUCAACAGGUCUAUCUUCGCAUCCCAUAUGUGGC